This is a messenger RNA of Pseudogymnoascus destructans, 2951 nucleotides long. RefSeq lists its product as uncharacterized. Bases 244 to 2007 code for a protein of 587 amino acids. Gene Ontology annotation, molecular function: protein binding. Gene Ontology annotation, cellular component: commitment complex; U1 snRNP; U2-type prespliceosome. The transcript has 6 exons. Lineage: Eukaryota; Fungi; Ascomycota; Leotiomycetes; Thelebolales; Thelebolaceae. The record is from RefSeq and is a predicted model, not a curated record. Gene Ontology annotation, biological process: mRNA 5'-splice site recognition; RNA processing.
UGGAAGAAAGUUGAGUGGAAAAUAUUUGCUACUUGUUUUAACGACGACUAGCGUGCCAAGACAUCAUUGUCUCGGCUCUCGACGUGGUUGUUUCCUCAGGUCGUCUGGGCGACUCGCGGAACCUCGAUAGCAACCUUGAUUUCACGGACGAAACCAACUUUAUUCCCACAACACCAAAGUCGGCACCCAAUCGCAGCUUCUAUUCAAGUUAAAUAUCAAGGGAGGAUCGAGCCAUCACGAACGAUGGGUGACUUUCACUUUGGAGGAACUGAGGAGGAGAGCGCCGAGAUAACGAAGCUCAAUAACGAAGUCCUCGAGGAUACGGAUAACUUUGAAAACUGGGAGAAGCUUGUCCGAGCUGCUGAGUCGUUGGAGGGCGGCUUAAAUCGCAACUCGAGUCCUCAGGCAAUUACCACUGUACGAGAUGUCUACGACCGCUUCCUUCUGAAGUUUCCAUUACUCUUUGGGUAUUGGAAGAAAUAUGCGGAUCUCGAGUUUUUAAUCGCAGGCACCGAAGCCGCAGAGAUGGUCUUUGAGCGCGGUGUCGCAGGCAUCACAAACUCGGUAGACUUGUGGACAGACUAUUGCUCCUUCAAGGUUGAGACGAGCCACGUUCCUGAUGUCACCAGAGAGUUGUUUGAGCGGGGUGCCUCGUGUGUUGGUUUGGACUUUCUGGCACAUCCAUUUUGGGACAAGUACCUGGAAUUUGAGGACCGCUGGGAGGCACAUGACAAGAUAUUUGCCAUUCUCAGCAGGGUGGUCCACAUUCCUAUGCAUCAAUAUGCGAGGUAUUUCGAGAAGUUCCGCCAACUCGCCCAUACUCGCCCUGUUUCCGAGCUGUUACCAUCGGAUGUCCUUACUAAAUACAGCGAGGAAAUUAUGUCGGAAGCGUCAAAUUAUCCUUCAGCGCCGAAGGGGGAGCUCGAGGUUGAAAGAGAGCUUCGCGCCAAGAUCGAUAACGACCACAUGGCGAUUUUCACAAACACGCAGACUGAGACAACGAAGCGUUGGACGUAUGAGUCCGAAGUCAAGCGCCCUUACUUCCAUGUAACGGAAUUGGACGUGCACCAAUUAGUCAACUGGCGAAAGUACCUUGAUUUUGAGGAAGCGGAAGGAAACUAUGUCAGAGCCCAGUUCCUCUACGAGCGAUGCUUGGUCACCUGCGCUUUUUACGAUGAAUUCUGGUUUAGAUACGCUAGAUGGAUGCUUGCGCAAGAUGGAAAGGAGGAGGAAGUUCGCAACAUCUACCAACGUGCGAGCACCCUUUACGUCCCCAUCAGCAGACCGGGGAUCAGGCUUCAAUACGCAUACUUCGAAGAAUCGGCUGGGCGGCCAGAUGUAUCUCAAGAAAUCCACGAAGCGAUUCUACUCAGACUCCCUGGAAAUGUGGAGACUAUUGUUUCUUGGGCCAACUUGCGGAGAAGGCAGUCCGGUCUUGAGGCAGCUAUUGAGGUUUAUAAGAACCAAAUUGAUUCGCCUUCUAUCGACAUACAUUCCAAGGCCGCCUUGGUUGUCGACUGGGCGUGCCUUUUGUGGAAGAUCAACGGCUCGGUUACCGACGCACGACAGGUUUUCGAGACCAACGCACAGUGGUAUCCCAGCAGCCGCCAAUUCUGGGAGAAGUACUUACAGUUUGAGCUAGAGCAGCCUACGAGCACGGCAUCAGAGAGUGAGCAAUACACCAGGAUCAAGCAGGUGUUUGAUGAUAUAAGGAGAAAGGCCCGUUUGACCAGUGCUACCGUCAAGGAUUUGAGCCAUUACUAUAUGGAAUACCUUCAGCAGCGAGGGACAAGGGAUGCAAUGAAGGAGUUCCUACAGGUUGACCGAGAGAUCAAUGGUCCGGUGUCAGUUCGGUUGCCUGGGGUUGGCGAAGAGAAACCCGCUGCUCAGGAGAACGACCAGGACAACCAGGAUACAAAGGGUGAUGCGUCGUACAGCAAAUACUACCGAUUGCCAGAACUUGUUGCUACCUCGCAGGCUAUGUCUCAGUUGGCACCCUUCUAUUGAUUGACUGUUCGGAUUACGGUUGACAGCGAAGUCUGGAGGAAGUAGAUUGUCAUGUUGCCACAUCCUCCUUGCGCCUUCUCGUGGUUUCCAGUUUGUAUAACUAUAAUCUAGACAGCGGCAGCUUCAAUGACGAUGUAAGAAAUGGAUGUUAGAAUAGUGGAACUUUGCUCACUGGUUUUGGAGGCCUUUAUAUUACUCCAUUCAAUCCAAGCUACAAAGAGCCUUACAACUUCUAUAUGUAUAUGACUUACGUAAUUAUUCGUGCCUGGUAUGUUUUUUCGUGACCUAUAUGGUUCUGUUGGCUACAUGUUUGUUCAUCACCGCCACCUUAUGACGGUGGCUGUCGGAAUAAUUAUUUCCAAAAUGUAGUUUCUGAUAUUUUUAUUAAAUAUAGAUAUACGUACAUGUAUAGCGAAAGCCCUGAAAGCCUCAGUCAUAUGUGCCGACGCGACAAUAAUUGCGAUAAAUCCACCACAACACUAGAAAUCAAUUGAAACUACUCGGAGUCCUCUUCCUCAGACGUGUCUAUUACAAUCCGACUUAGUCCCACCACACUUGCCAUAGCGACGGGCCCGGGUUUCUACCCUUGGCACGACUUGCCCUUAUGUCCUGGUCUACCUGCACUAUAACAUCCCUCUCUGUAAUGGUGGGUGCACCAGAUGUGAGAAUCUAGCCACCCAGGGGAGGGAUGAUUUUACUAAGACAACACACUGUCUUAGGAAACAGAGCCAAAGGGUUGUAGCUUAGACUAUUCCACAACACAGCAAUCAGGUGUAUGAUGUAGUGAAGUGGUUUAGACAAGUUGUAACAAAUGUUGAGUCUGAGAACUCAGGGGUAAGUCAGAGGUUAGCACCUCACUGACUUUUCAAAAAUAGAGAAUAACAAGAUCAAUGCUUGGAAGCUUGGAAAAGACGUAGAAGUAUGUGCUAGUCGAUUUACUGUAU